Messenger RNA from Pelobates fuscus (common spadefoot toad), 666 nucleotides. RefSeq names its product olfactory receptor 8H1-like. The transcript has 2 exons. NCBI's taxonomy places the organism in Eukaryota, Metazoa, Chordata, Amphibia, Anura, Pelobatidae. Gene Ontology annotation, biological process: G protein-coupled receptor signaling pathway. Gene Ontology annotation, molecular function: G protein-coupled receptor activity; olfactory receptor activity. Bases 1 to 666 code for a protein of 221 amino acids. The record is from RefSeq and is a predicted model, not a curated record. Gene Ontology annotation, cellular component: membrane.
AUGGGAUGUUUUUCUCAGCUGUUUUUCUUCACAUUUUUGGGGGCCACAGAGACCAUCCUCCUUGCAGUAAUGUCCUUUGAUCGCUUUUUGGCAGUGUGCUACCCUUUACGUUACACAAGCAUAAUGAGUCAUAAAGUUUCCUUCAAUUUAGCUGCUUCUUCAUGGGUGCUAGGCUUCUUGACCACUUCAUUUCCCAUUAUCAAAAUAUCAGAGUUACAUUUCUGCAAUUCAAAUGUCAUUAAUCAUUUCUUCUGUGAAUCUGCACCCUUGUUAAAGCUCUCCUGUUCUGAUCCAUAUUUUAAAGAGUUAAAUGUCAUAGUCUGUGCUUCAUCAGUCAUUUUAAGCUCUGUUCUUUUAACUAUGACAUCCUAUGGAUAUAUUUUGCAAACUAUAUUAAGAAUUCCUUCUGUCACCGGGAAACAAAAGGCUGCUUCUACCUGUGCCUCACAUCUUUUAGUGGUCACCAAAUUUUAUUCAACUAUGUUUGCUAUGUACAUAAAACCUACAGCUAGUGAAGGAUCCCUCAAUAAAAUAAUGGCACUUUUUUAUGCCGUAUUUACUCCUCUUGUGAAUCCAUUCAUCUACAGCUUACGGAACAAAGAAGUUAAAGAAGCUGUUUUUUCACUUUUCAAAAAGAAAAGCAUUUUGAAGCUUUGGAAACUUUAG